AUGGCGGACUGCAUGGAUAGCUGCGCCCUUGUACCCCCGCAGUACCCGCGACGGGGUCUGCAGGAGGCGGAAAACCAUCGCUCCGUGGCCGCACUGUACGAACUCGUCGAGAACGCCAUCGCCACCGCGGAGAACUACGUGGCGUACACGCAAGGACGCCUGGUCGCGCUCUCCGCCCGUGGCUCCGACCUCCUCGCGGCCUCGGCAGAGAUGAAGGAGCGCUACAAGCACGAGGCCCCAUGCGGCUGGACAGAGGAGAAGCUCAUGCAGCACUGCCAACAGGAGGUGACCGUGGAGGAGCUGGCCGACAUCAUCUCGCGCCCGCCGCUCGAUGUUGCGGGGGUUCGAAGCGUUUUGCUCACCCUGCAGGAGGCCAAGGCGGAGCUCCCACGUGGUCGCUUCCUGCUGAUGCGGGAGAACCUCUCCGCGCUGAAGCCGCACCAGCCUCCCGACAUGACGCGUGACCUUGCCGAUAUAUGCGGGGCACUGUACGAGGUCCAGCACGUUGACCUCAUGGCGGAGCUGCGCGAGGAGCUGUCGGAGCUCGACAAGGGACGGCAAAAGACGCAGGAAAAGCUUGACGAGGCCAUCAGUGUUUAUGAGCGCGCCCUGGCCAAGGGUGACGUGGUGGAGGUGGAGCGCGCCCACCGGCAGUUGAUUGCCGCACGCUACGAGGUGGUGGACGCGUGUGCGAAGCUGAUGCAGCAGAUUAUUGGGGGUGACAUGUCCGCCCAGGAGAACAGCUUCGCUGCCGAACUCGACGCCCUGCAGCGCGACGCAGAGGAGGGAAUUGGACGCUUUAAGGAUGCCCUUCAAGAACGACGCCAGGCCCUCCGCGACGACCUUCGCAACUGUGAUCAGAAGCGGAUGGAGGAGGACGGCAACCACCAGAGAUGCACGGAGGCCUACAACGCGACGGAGAAGGAGCUGGACGCGCAACUUGGACAAAUCGUGCAACAGAAGCAAAAAUUGGUGGAGGAGCUGCGUCAAAAGGCGCGGGAGUUGCAGGAACUUAUGGUGAAGCAGAAGGAGAUGGCCGAGGCUCAGGUGCGGGCCAAGCGGGCGGAGGAGGAGCGCCUGACUGCGUACAAUGAGUUUGUUAACAUGGAGGAGCAGCAGAAACAUCGCCUGCUUCGUUGCCUCGACUACUUUGACCGCAUCGACCCAGUCAUCCCGGAGCUGCAGUCGUACGUGGAAGACAUGGUCGCCCGCAUGCCGCGGCAGAGCCUACGCGAGACGCUCAACAAACUCAACGACACCGAGGCCGAGGUCUUUAUGGCCGCGUACGGGGCGUUCGUCUCGUGCUGCGGUGAGCUGACGGUGAAGAAGAUGCACCGCCUCGACACCCUGGAGCGGCAGGCCCGCCUCGUGGAGCACAACCGCAACUCCGCAAUGGAGAGCCUCGACCCAAACAUGAGCAACUACCGCGUGGAGCUGGAGAACCUCAUCGAGCAGAUGAAGGGGGUUUCCGGCGUGAUCAACGCCCUCAAUGCGACGCAGGACGCCGGAGAGCAGCUGUUUCAAAGCGUUGAGGAGGGUGUGCUGGCGAAGUACGAGCGCGCCGGGACCCCCUUCGUGCACCCACUGCAGGAGUACGGCAUCAAGUCGGUGGAGGAGCGCGGCCGCUUCGUCAACCGCUCCAUGCGCUACGUCGAGGACGAGGAGCGGAAGGUGCUGGAGAAGAAGAAUGUGCUGAACCGCAUGCGGCAGGCCGUCGAGGAAGACGAGGCGGCCACCGAAUCCGCGCUGCGCAACGCGCCCGCCGCACCGGAGUACUGA
Messenger RNA from Trypanosoma conorhini, 1779 nucleotides. Its product is annotated as paraflagellar rod component. Gene Ontology annotation, molecular function: calmodulin binding. The record is from RefSeq and is a predicted model, not a curated record. Bases 1 to 1779 code for a protein of 592 amino acids. Lineage: Eukaryota; Euglenozoa; Kinetoplastea; Trypanosomatida; Trypanosomatidae. The transcript has a single exon. Gene Ontology annotation, cellular component: motile cilium.